This is a messenger RNA of Sphaeramia orbicularis (orbiculate cardinalfish), 4678 nucleotides long. Its product is annotated as transcription factor SOX-6-like. The record is from RefSeq and is a predicted model, not a curated record. The coding region runs from base 502 to 2793 and encodes 763 amino acids. Gene Ontology annotation, cellular component: nucleus. The transcript is spliced from 16 exons. NCBI's taxonomy places the organism in Eukaryota, Metazoa, Chordata, Actinopteri, Kurtiformes, Apogonidae. Gene Ontology annotation, molecular function: RNA polymerase II cis-regulatory region sequence-specific DNA binding; DNA-binding transcription factor activity, RNA polymerase II-specific. Gene Ontology annotation, biological process: cell fate commitment; central nervous system development; regulation of transcription by RNA polymerase II.
UUCACCUCACGCGCGGCUCCGACCAAACCGACCGGGACGGAAAUUACCGAGUAAGAGUCCGACCAGAGCAGCCCCGCGUCCCGCCGCGGCUCCGGGCUCCGCUCAACUUCCACCGCUGGUUGUGUCGGUCCCCCCCCAGUUCUGCGUCUGAUCCGGAUCCACUGGACUCAAAACAAACAGAGGAAUUAAAAAACAAAACAAAAAACAGAACAAACAAACAAAAAAAAACAGAAGAAGAAGAGACGCAGAGGGAGAGCGGCUCCGGGCAGAGAUGGUGACUUUACGCACGGGAUUGGACUGGUAGUACUAGUACUGCUACUUGUACUUCUGCUUGUACUUGUACUUGUACUUCUGCUGGACUCCAACUCUCUGAAACUGAAGUGGACGACCUGAGAGUUUGGGCCGAACCACCGACACAGACCGGAUCCAGGUGACGUUCAUGAAUUUGAAGGUCGUCGUCAUUUGAGCCGAAGGCGCUGGAGCUGAAGUUUCUCUUUUCUGAUGAUGUCUUCCAUGCAGACCACGCCUCCUUUUCAUCCUCUGUCUGAGGAAGAGGAGGCUCCGGUCCAGGACUCUUCAUCCUGGACCAACGAGGACCGAGACGCUCAAAAGGAGACGCUGUCGCCCGACGCCGACGACCGACAACAACAACCACCACCGUUGGACGACAUCCAACCGGGACGAGACAAACCUGGGGAGACCUCGGACUGGGACGGCGUCGGACCACCCACCACGGACAACGACGGCACUAAAAGCUGCUCCGUCUACUCGUAUCGGAAUAACUCUACCUCUCCGACUAAACCUGACGAGUCCAGGGAUCGCGGUGGCGAGUCGGCGGUCGGCCUCGCCUUCGGGACGCCGGAGCGCCGUAAAGGCAGCCUGGCCGACGUGGUGGACACGCUGAAACAGAAGAAACUGGUGGAGAUGACCAAGACGGAGCAGGACGAGCCUUCGUGCAUGGAGCGUCUUCUGUCUAAAGACUGGAAGGAUCGCGUCGACCGCCUCAACGCCACUGAGCUGCUGGGGGAGGUCAAAGGAACGCCAGAGUCUCUGGAGGAGAAGGAACGCCAACUCUCCACCAUGAUUGGUCAGCUGAUCAGCCUGAGGGAGCAGCUCCUCGCUGCCCACGACGAGCAGAAGAAGAUGGCCGCCUCACAGCUGGAGAAGCAGCGGCAGCAGAUGGAGUUAGCCCGGCAGCAGCAGGAGCAGAUUGCUCGACAGCAGCAGCAGCUUCUUCAGCAGCAGCAUAAGAUUAACCUCCUCCAGCAGCAGAUCCAGGUCCAGGGUCACAUGCCCCCCCUGAUGAUCCCUGUGUUCCCUCACGACCAGCGCUCUCUGGCCGCCGCCGCCGCUGCCGCUCAGCAGGGCUUCCUGUUCCCCCCGGGCAUGUCCUACAAACCAGGUGAAAACUACCCCAUGCAGUUCAUUCCGUCCACGAUGGCGGCGGCGGCGGCGGCCGGACUCAGCCCGUUACAACUCCAGCAGCUGUACGCCGCCCAGCUCGCCAGCAUGCACAUCUCACCCGGAGCCAAGAUGGCGUCGCUGCCCCAGGCGCCCAACGCCGCCGGGCCGCUGUCACCCUCCGGCCUGAAGAGCGACAAGAGGCCCGGCAGCCCCACGGCGCCCGUUAAGGAGGAGGGGUCCACGCAGCCGCUGAACCUGUCGGCGCGACCGAAGACCGCCGAGCCCCUCCGCUCGCCGACGUCCCCCCCCCACGGCCUCUUCUCCAGGAACAAAACCAGCCCCACGGGCCUCGGGAAGGGGCGCAUCCCCAGCCCCCUGCCUGGGGGGGGCAGGACCUCCUCCCUGGACAUCCUGUCCAGCCUGAACUCCACGGCGCUGUUCGGGGACCAGGACGCCGUGAUGAAGGCGAUCCAGGAGGCCCGGAGCAUGAGGGAGCAGAUCCAGAGGGAGCAGCUCCACCCGCCGCCGCCGCCGGGACCCCAGAGUCUGGAGGCCAAACUGUCGGCGCUGAGCAGCAUGAGCCUCAACAACGGAAACAAGGAGCGUCUUCACUAUGAGACUCUGAGUCAACACCUGGGGAAACUGGGCGAGGACGCUGGGAAGAUGGUCCAUCGAGUCAUAGACCUGACCAGACCAGAGGACCUAGACGGAAGUAGCAUCACAGAGGCUCGAGUAUUCAGAGAAGCCCGAGGACGGAGUAACGCCGAACCGCACAUCAAGAGGCCGAUGAACGCCUUCAUGGUCUGGGCCAAAGACGAGAGGAGGAAGAUCCUGCAGACGUUCCCCGACAUGCACAACUCCAACAUCAGCAAGAUCCUGGGCUCCCGUUGGAAAGCCAUGACGAACCAGGAGAAGCAGCCGUACUACGAAGAACAGGCGCGUCUGAGUAAAAUCCACCUGGAGAAGUACCCCAACUACAAGUACAAGCCCCGCCCCAAAAGGACCUGCAUCAUCGACGGGAAGAAGCUUCGCAUCGGAGAAUACAAGCAGAUGAUGAGGUCGAGACGCCAGGAGAUGAGGCAGUUCUUUGUUGGGCCUCAGCCUCCAAUUCCUCUCAGCAACAGCGGCGGCGUCGGGGUGUACCCGGGCACCAUCACCAUGGCGACCAAUGCCACGCCGUCGCCCCACCUGACCUCAGACUGCUCCAGUAACUCAGCGAGCCCCGAGCCGGCCAUCCCCGUCAUCCAGAGCACGUACGCCAUGAAGGCGGAGCCCGGCGACGGCGCCAACGGAGAUGACGACAUGGACAUGUACGACGACUACGAGGACGAAGCCAAGUCAGACUAUAGCAGCGACCACGAGACGCGGGAAGCCGUCGGCGCCAACUGAGCGCGCUCAGAACCAGAGCCCGUGGAUACGACCUCCAGUUCUACUCAGAGACACUUUUUAAGAACGACGUUUUUUUUACACUUCAGCUGUUUCCUUCAGGACGAUGUUGCAUCGCGCACUGAGCAGAUGGGGGGGCGGAGCCAGGGGGCAGGACGACGGCACUUUGACAAUCGUAACCGGAGCGAGGACGACGGCGUGUGUUUUGUGCAUGGAUGAAGCGUCAGGAUGGUCUUACAUGUUUCAGUUGUGGUUUAGUUUGAUCCGUUUGACUCUUUUCUGCCUCGACAAACGUCAGGACUUGAAAUCUGAAAGUUUUAAUAUAAAUAGUCUUACUUUUGUUUCUUACAGAUUCAGUGCAUCUUCACCUGUUGUUUUCAACCUGCUUACAGACGUUUAUGACCUGUUGUUUUUUUUUGUUUGUUUGUUUUUUUAAAUAUCCCAGCUCAGGUAUGAUGUGCCAGCUUGUGAAUGUGUUUUUUUUUUGUUGUUGAUGUUGUUUCAUACAUGGUUUUAUUUCAUCGACUGUCGCUUUCGUUUCAUGUCGACUCAUCCAGAAAACCUGAAAUUGUCUCUGAAGGACGUGGAUUCACUGAAAUGUCAUGAAUUUAACACAUGAAACCGUUCAUUUAAUGCAAACACCUGAACAACAAUGUGGAAAAGGAAAGAUUUUAGGAUUAAAUGUAACUGAAUGUAAAUGUAAUAUCUUUAUACUGUUUUUACUGGAUUUGAAUGUAAAAUUUGCAACAAGUUGGAAAAAUGGAUGUAAAAGACAAAAACAAAAAGUCAAGAUUUUUGGUUAAAUGUUAGUUUUUGCUAAAUUCACAGACAUUCAAUCAAAAAAUUUAAUAUAAUUUGUUGCUAAAAUAAAUAACACUAACGUCUCUCUCUCUUUUUUUUUUUUUUUUUAGUAAAUUGAUGUUUUCACUCCUUCAGAGACAAAAACCAGGAUUCAGGAUUUUUGAUCCCGACAACAUUUAUUUCAUCUUGAGGUUGAGUUGAUAUGAAAUGACCCUGACUUUAAUAUUAUUAUUAUUAUUUUAUUCUAAUUAUUAUAUGAGUUAUUGUACAGAUUUACUCUAAUGUGCCAAACCUACAUUCAUUCACAUUCACUCUGGAUGUUUUAGUCUUAACUUCCGAUGCUGCAGAAAGUCUUAUCCAAUCAGCUUCUUCUGAUGAGUUUGGACUCCGCCUCCCGGUCAGAUGACGGAGCUCAGGGAGGAUCAUGUGACUUUAUGAUGCCUCAUUAAAGCCGUCUGCGUCUGCUCUCCGACGCCCCCUUCAGUUCAUUGAGACUCUACACGGUGCGUUCAGGAACCAUGGAGUCGACAUAUUGUGAGACGUUCGUGUCCCUUCGGUAAAAACGUUACAUGCGCUUCUCGAGUCUUAAAAGUUCAACAUCCUGAACUGAUGCAAACUGCGAAACAACAAGAAACUAAAUCUAAACACAGUAAAAAUGAGUUUUACUUCAAGAAAUUAAUAAAAUGUUUGACUUAAUGACAAUUCAGCGAAUUCGGAUCAAAUUCAACCAAUAGCAGAAGAGAAAGAAAACAUUAAAUCCACCUUAAACUGAUGCAUGUAAUGAGCAGAACUCGCUGAUUUUUCCUCUAGUUUCUUCAGAAUAUUAGCUUAUAUUUAAUUCUAUUUCAGUUUAAAACAUUUAACUCAUUUAAAUCUGUUUCAAAUCCUUCUGGUAUCACAGAGGUCCUUCAUAAACUAAAAGUGCUGUGGGGUAUUAAUGUCACUUUGUUUAUCAGACACUUCGGUUUUCACUUUUUUUGUGUGUUUUUCAUCAACUUGAGCCAUAAACAAAAAUAGCAAAUACUCAAUAACUGUCAUAUUUUUAACCCUUUAAAAGCCAUGUUUGUAAUGUAAACAAACAUAUUUU